AUGGAGCUUCUCCUGCUGUGCACACUCGUGCUGUUUGCUGGCGUGAUUCCAGCCCAGAGCUCGAUCCUGAACCUGAACAGCAUGAUCCAGCGGGUGACCGGGAAGAUCCCCUUCUUCUCCUACUGGCCCUACGGCUGCUACUGUGGCGUUGGCGGCAAAGGCCAACCCAAGGACGCCUCGGACUGGUGCUGUAGGGUACACGACUGCUGCUAUGCCCACCUGAUGCACCACGGGUGCCAGAUUUUCUGGGACAAAUACAAGUACAACAUUUCCCAGGGGAACAUCCAGUGCUCCACCAAGGGGAGCUGGUGUCAGAAGAAGCUGUGCGCCUGUGACAAGGAGGUGGCCCUCUGCCUGAAGCGGAACCUGGGCACCUACCAGAAUCGCUUGCGCUACUACUGGCGGCCCCACUGCCAGGGCCCGACCCCCGAGUGCUAG
Messenger RNA from Condylura cristata (star-nosed mole), 438 nucleotides. Its product is annotated as group IID secretory phospholipase A2. Bases 1 to 438 code for a protein of 145 amino acids. Gene Ontology annotation, molecular function: phospholipid binding; calcium ion binding. Lineage: Eukaryota; Metazoa; Chordata; Mammalia; Eulipotyphla; Talpidae. The transcript has 4 exons. Gene Ontology annotation, biological process: negative regulation of T cell proliferation; lipid catabolic process; phospholipid metabolic process. The record is from RefSeq and is a predicted model, not a curated record.